AUGUCCUGGGCACCCAUCCUGUUCACGCUGCUCACCCUCUGCACAGGUUGUGGGCCUCAGCCAGUGCUGCAUCAGCCACAGUCAGUGUCUUCAUCUCUGGGGACCACAGUCAGCCUAGCCUGCACCCUGAGUAAUGACUACGACGUGGGCAAUUACAGCAUCUACUGGUACCAGCAGAAGCCGGGCCAGGGACCGAGGUUCCUGCUGAGAUUCUCCUCAUCUUCAAAUGAGAAGCAGGGCCCCAAGAUCUCCCCUCGCUUCUCUGGCUCCAAAAAUGUGGCCAGGAACACAGGUUACCUGAUCAUCUCUGAGCUGCAGGGGGAGGAUGAGGCUGUGUACUACUGUGCUGUGGGAUCUCAGAGCAUGGACAAGCAGGUGGAGAGAGAGAGGGGGGAAGACAAGGAGCCUAUUGCAUCAGGGUCCCAGGCGUCCCAGAACAAGCUUACCUGGAACUAA
Messenger RNA from Orycteropus afer afer, 456 nucleotides. Its product is annotated as immunoglobulin iota chain-like. The record is from RefSeq and is a predicted model, not a curated record. The coding region runs from base 1 to 456 and encodes 151 amino acids. Gene Ontology annotation, biological process: immune response; immunoglobulin production. Lineage: Eukaryota; Metazoa; Chordata; Mammalia; Tubulidentata; Orycteropodidae. The transcript has 2 exons.